UGGGGUCUGGGGACUGGCUGAGGAGGACACUGGGGGGCUCAGGGAGUGACCCCAGGAUUCGGGUUGGGAUUCUGGCAGGGCUGAGAGGAUUUGUAGUCAUGGGAGUAGGGUUGGGCUUCUGGGGGGGCUAUGAUACUGUGGGAUUGGCAUUGGGGUCCCUGGGGGCUGGGGGAUUUUGGGGACACAUAAGUAACCCCAGGAUUUGGGGUCAGGGACCCCAGACAUGCCCAGGGGUCUGCUGGCCAGCAGUGCCUCCCUUCCCCCUGGGCUGACCCCCCUCCCCUGCCCAGUCCCUCACUGAGGAACCCUCCUCGUGUCUCUUCUGUGUCCCCUCUGUGUCCCCCAGUGUCCCGCCCUGCUCCCUGUGGCCUCUCCUCUCCAUGGACCCCCUGGCUCAGACCCUGGCACUGCUGGCCAUGGCCACCAUGGCCACCAAAGCCAUCGAGGUGAUCCCCCUGGACAUGGCCCCAGACUCCUUCGAUGACCAGUACCGGGGCUGCGGCCCUGCCAUGACCGCGGCGUUGCCGGCCCUCAACCGCUCCGAGUUCCAGCAGAACCCUCUCUUUGCCCAGGCCUGGCCUAAGGCCAUAGCCGAGUGGCAGAGUCGGGGGUCCCCUCUGUCCCCUCUGUCGUCCCCAGCCCAGGCCAUCGCCCUCAUGGCCUACACGAUGAAUGACCUGUACGAACAGUUCAACGCGGCCGUGCGCGCGGCCGGGCGCUCCCGCCGGGAAUACCGGGACAACUUCCACUUCAAAACGCUGCAUUUCCUGCUGAGCCAGGCCCUGGUGACGCUGAGGGACGCUCAGAGUUUGGGGUGUCCCAAGGUGUACCGGGGGGUGCGCAAGUACCAGUUCAAGGCAGAGCGUGGUGACAUUGUCCGAUUCGGUCAGUUCUCGUCGGCGUCACAGAGUGAAGAAACUGCUGAGAUGUUUGGGGAUGCCACGGUGUUCCAGGUGCGCACGUGCCACGGUGUGGAAAUUCAGGAAUUCUCCAAGUAUCCUGGUGAGAAGGAGGUGCUGAUCCCACCCUUUGAGACCUUCGAGGUCAUUGAAAUCAGUCAGAAAGGAGACAGGGUGAGGAUCGAGCUGUGCUCCACCGGGACCUUCAGCAAAUACAACUGCGAGUGGCUGCGAGGUGACACUCCCCUCGUGCUGGUCCUGCUGCCAUGGCACCGCUUCCUCACUGGGCAGCUCUUGGAAGGGCUUUUCCAGGAUGGAUGCCUUGGUACAGUGACCAUGGUGGCCACGCUGGCAAUAAUGGCCACUGUGGUCACAGUGGACAAAGUGACCAUAGUGGCCAUAAUGGCCUCGGUAGCCUUGGUGGCCUCCUUUCUCUGGGGGUCCUGGUGGCCUUCGUGA
Molecule: messenger RNA, 1358 nt
Organism: Pyrgilauda ruficollis (rufous-necked snowfinch)
Lineage: Eukaryota; Metazoa; Chordata; Aves; Passeriformes; Passeridae
Product: erythroblast NAD(P)(+)--arginine ADP-ribosyltransferase-like
Exons: 2
Coding region: 381-1358 (325 amino acids)
Molecular function (GO): NAD+-protein-arginine ADP-ribosyltransferase activity; NAD+ poly-ADP-ribosyltransferase activity
Source: RefSeq, a predicted model, not a curated record